CCGUUCUGAGGGAGGGAAAGUGUGAUGUGCUUCUCCAGUAAUUGUUUUUAACUUUGCGGGUGAUACAACAGCUUGCAGUACUUUCGAGCAUACGUUUAACGACAUGACGAUGUGACAUCGAAGAAAAUGGCCAGAAUUUGUGGCACGAGCAAUAGGCUUAUGGCUGAUGGCUGUGAAGACGGCAACUGUGCAUUAAGGAGCUCCUACUCGUAUGGUCUGACCAGUACUAGAUUUCCGGUCCUCUUGAAGCGACAUGCUGCUCCAAAGCCACUGGGUCCUGUCGGAGCGCCUGCGAACAGAUGCCUCUAGUUACAAUUGCUGCAGAUACCAGAGUUCGUGAGAAGAGGCUUCAGAAUGUCCAGAAUUUUUGCUCUCCUCAGUUGGUGUCUUUCUGGCAAUGCAUGAAUGAGACGCUAGAGGAGAUCAGUAGGGGUGAGAGCUGGUCAGGGCGGGCUUGCUGCCCUCUGCCCCAGUCCGAGAAAUGUCAGCACGCAUGCGUUACGGCAGCCACGAGACAGGACUUGGUCCAGAGCUGUCGUCAGAGCGACGAACUGGCGUUCUUUACUUGUCUCGACCGACAAGAGAUCGGUGAAGAAUGCUGUGGGAAUGCAAAAACUGCAGAGUGUCAUCAAGCCUGCAGAGCCAUCUUCAGAUCUCAGCUGACACCAAGUCAAGAGGCUCGUAGUGCUGUCACUGAGUCAUGUAGCGACCAGAGCCCCAAAGUUCUGCAGUGUGUCAAAAACUUCACUCGUGUCACUCCGACCACCAACCCCCACAAGUAUCUGCACUGCUGUGACAAGGCAGGCAAAACACAAUGCAGGGAUUCGUGUCGUCGAAUUUUGCGAAUCAAGACCACUGGGCAGGAAAUCGUGGACAGCUUGCAGGAAGGGGGUUGCGGUCCACCACUGCCUCAUGACAAAUUGUGGCAGUGCUUCCUCCAGAGUUCUGAGUCAGCAUCCGGUCCAGCAACAGUCGAAGUAUCACGAAUAGAUCGCAUGGGCAUGGAUUCUGCAAAACUGCACUGUUGCUCCAAGGCAGAGAGUCCCACCUGCAGGCGACUAUGUCUGAAGACAUUCUCAAAUGAGUGGACUAGAUCAUGGGACGAAUUUGAUCGGGAGUGUCUGUCAAAACUUUCUGAAGAUAGUCUUUUCCACUGCAUCGAUGAAGUUGAGGAGCCCUGUGAGCUUGGCUGUGAAGGUCUGAGUUACUGCACGAAUUUCAACAAUAGACCAACAGAGCUGUUCCGUAGCUGCACUCGGCAGGCUGAUGAUGCUGCUAGGUAUGAUGUGGCACUGUGGCAGCAGCAGGGUUACCUAGGGCUCCCUGGACUGCAGCUGCCUGUACGGAACAUCUCACGAUGUUCCCCCAACAUGUGGAAGGCAGUUGCAUGUGCUCUACAGAUUAAACCUUGCCACAGACAUACUCAUGCCAAUAGAAUCUGCAGAGAGGAUUGCUAUGAGCUGCUGAGCCAAUGUAUGGACUGGUCGCACAUGCCUGCAGGCCAAAAUGCGGCAUCUCUUUGUUCCCGGCUUUCUCCGGAGAAUUCUGACAUGCCUUGCAUCUCACUUCACCCGUUUCUUGAGCCUAGCGACAACCCCUAUAUGCAGCCACAAGAUGAGGUCACCUCACCCUGUAAGGGUGACCCUUGCAAUAACAGUGAGGUGUGCUCUGUUAACAGAAACUGUGCUCCUGGUAGACCUUGUCCACCCUACCAUUGUUCACCAGGGUGCAAACUUGGAGAGGUGUCUCAGUAUCUCGUCCCUCAGGGCUCCUAUGUGCGCAUACCCCUUGCAGCAGGACAGAAGGGCUGCCUCAAAAUAUGCCAGUGUUCAGCACAGGGAGUUGUUGAACAUUGUCAACCCAUGCCAUGUUACCCUCUGGACUCAUGUUGGCUUGGUAAUCGUAAAAUUGAGCACGGUAUGUGGUUUUACAUAGACUGCAACAUAUGCAGCUGUUAUGCUGGCGAGAUCACAUGCAGGAAGAAGCAGUGUGAAGUAACAUCACUGGGGGGCCUUGACCCUGCAUAUACCAGUCUGCCUUGCAACUGCCCACCACAUCAUGUCCCAGUCUGUGGGCGUAAUGGUAAUACCUACCCCAGCUCAUGCCUGGCCAGAUGUGCUGGACUGAAGGAUGCAGAUUUUGAAUUUGGAAGUUGCUCUGAUAAGGAUCCAUGUGACCCUAACCCAUGCAGUGAUGACAAGCAGUGUGUUCCUACUAGGAAAGUGUGCCUUUCCAUGGUGCAUAAGUCCUGUCCACAGUAUCAGUGUGUGGACAUUAAUACACCUUGUACAAACAUGCUUCAUGAUCCAGUAUGUGACACUGAUGGUCAGGAGCACCCCAACAUAUGCUAUUUGAUUCGCUAUCGAAAGACGCUUGCCUAUACAGGACCCUGUCUUGUUAAUUGUGAAGGCAAUGGGCCAGUGUGUGGUAUUGAUGGGGAAACCUACCUCUCUGACUGUGCUGCCUAUGCCAAUCAAGUGAGUGUUGAUUAUUGGGGCCCAUGCAUGGCUGUGGGUUCAAUAGGAGAUCAAGCAAGACCACAGUGUAGUGACAGUGCAGUAAAGUGUCUACCUCUGGCCCGUCCAGGGUGUCUGGGAGUGACCCCACCUGGGGCAUGCUGUCCUGUGUGUGGAGGCUCAUUGCGUUUACUCUACAGCCAGAAGCAAGUGGACCGUGCACUGUAUGCUUUGCGAGGGAAUGCUGUAAGUGCUCUGACUGUAGGAGCAGUGUUGCAAGCUCUCGAGCGCCAAGUGCAGGUUGCAGAGUGUGUGGUUCAUGGUUAUCUGACGGUUGAGAUGGACCUGUUUGUGUUGGUGCAAGCUGUAGGAAGAAAUCCACCUUCAGAACUGCAAAUGGAGGCAUGUGAACGUGAAGCAGAGAAGCUUGCCAACUUAGUGCAGGGAGCAAGUCCACGUAUUCUUAGUGAACUUAGUCUGAGUUCUCUGACAACAGCCACAGUUGUGCACAUUCCAGUACGCAGCUCUGCAGGAAGUGUAUUACCAGUGUACUCUAUCCUUGGUGUGGUUCUAGUCUGCCUCAGAUUUGCCUUCUCAUAGCCACAUCCAAUGUCCAUCACAGCAAAGUGAAAAGAAAGGAAAACAUUCCACCGAUGCUCAAGUGCACAUCUGAGUAACAACUGAGUGCUCAAAUCUUACUCUGAAAUUUCUAGUUAUAUCAGUACUGAAAGCAGCAAUUGUAUUACCAGCAGAUUGUUAGCUGUGGUCAGUGUACCUUAUACAGCAAAACCCUCCAUUAUAAG
Cryptotermes secundus is the source of this 3259-nucleotide messenger RNA. It is a transcript of the gene Reck, whose product is annotated as reversion-inducing cysteine-rich protein with Kazal motifs. Gene Ontology annotation, biological process: extracellular matrix organization. Gene Ontology annotation, cellular component: plasma membrane. The record is from RefSeq and is a predicted model, not a curated record. Gene Ontology annotation, molecular function: metalloendopeptidase inhibitor activity; protein binding. Bases 300 to 3056 code for a protein of 918 amino acids. The transcript is spliced from 16 exons. NCBI's taxonomy places the organism in Eukaryota, Metazoa, Arthropoda, Insecta, Blattodea, Kalotermitidae.